Musa acuminata AAA Group (dessert banana) is the source of this 1073-nucleotide messenger RNA. RefSeq names its product probable CCR4-associated factor 1 homolog 11. The coding region runs from base 133 to 975 and encodes 280 amino acids. The record is from RefSeq and is a predicted model, not a curated record. The transcript has a single exon. Gene Ontology annotation, molecular function: nucleic acid binding; poly(A)-specific ribonuclease activity. Lineage: Eukaryota; Viridiplantae; Streptophyta; Magnoliopsida; Zingiberales; Musaceae. Gene Ontology annotation, cellular component: CCR4-NOT core complex; P-body; CCR4-NOT complex.
AUUCCGUGUUCCUCUUCCCCACUACAAAACCCCCUUCCUCGCCUCAGUCUUCACCCAUCGAAACAACGAAGUGAACCGAGCCGGAAUAGAAAUAGAUUUCCAGCGGUUCCGACCGGAUUAAGGCCGAAAAAGAUGCCUUCGCUUGAAGCAGAGAAACAGCCGGCGCAGGUGCAGGUCCGGUCUGUGUGGGCCGACAACCUGGAGGCGGAGUUCGACCACAUCCGUGAGGCCGUGGAGCGCUACCCCUUCGCCGCCAUGGACACCGAGUUCCCCGGCGUCGUUCACCGCUCCCGGAAGCACCCCGCCCACCUCUCCACCGCCGAGCGGUACGCGCUGCUCAAAGCCAACGUCGACGACCUCCACCUCAUCCAAGUCGGGCUCACCCUCUCCGACGCCGCCGGCAACCUCCCCGACCUCGGCGACGACGGCGGCGUCCGCUACAUCUGGGAGUUCAACUUCAGUGAUUUCGACCUCUACCGCGACCGCUACGCCCCCGAGUCCAUCGACCUCCUCAAGUCCAACGGGAUCGACUUCGAGAAGAACCGGGCGCGGGGAAUCGACUCCCGCCACUUCGCCGAGCUCCUAAUGUCGUCGGGACUGGUGUGCAACGACUCGGCCGUGAGCUGGGUGACGUUCCACAGCGCCUACGACUUCGCAUACCUGAUCAAGAUCCUAACUUGCCGCCGGCUGCCGGAGCAUCUGGGCGGAUUCAUGGCCUUGGUGAGGGUUUUCUUCGGGGACAAGGUGUUCGACAUGAAGCACAUGUUGAAGUACUGCCACAGCCUGUACGGCGGAUUGGAGCGGGUGGCGAGCGCCCUGGAGAUCGACCGGGCGGUGGGGCGGUGCCACCAGGCGGGAUCGGACAGUUUGCUAACCUGGCAAGCCUUCCGGCGGAUGAAGGAGCUCUUCUUCGUGGAGGACGCGGGCGAGAAGCAUGCCGGAGUCCUCUAUGGAUUGGAAUUCGCUGACCCAUAGUCUUAAUUCUUCGAUUAGUUUGUAUGUAAAGAGUGAGUUUUGUGAAUGAUAAUUAUGAAACGAAUGGUAAAAAUCCGAAGGACUGGGUUUGACUUUAA